AUGGCAGAUGCAAACUACUACACCAAAUACCAACAGCAAAACCAACCAAAUCCAACCAAGUAUUAUAAUCAUUUCCUCUACAAAGCUCUCAUAGUCACUCUCUUUUUAAUUAUAAUCCCACUUUUUCCUUCACAAGCCCCCGAAUUCAUCAACCAAACUUUAAACACUAGAGGUUGGGAGUUUCUCCACCUUGUCUUUGUUGGUAUAGCUGUCUCUUAUGGCCUGUUUAGCAGGCGAAAUGAUGAAACAGAAAAGGAAAUUAACAACCACAGCAACCACUUGAAAUUUGAUAAUGCUCAAUCAUAUGUGUCUAGAUUCCUUCAGGUUUCAUCGGUUUUCGAUGAUGAGGUUGAUAGCCCACCUAAGUCUGAAGAGACCAUGGUCCAAACAUGGAGUAACCAAUAUUACAGGAAUGAUCCUGUAGUAGUUGUGGCUGAGCAGAACUCUGCUCUUGCUAAUGAACAGAGAGCUACUAGCUCAGGAAUUGGUGAAAAACCACUCUUGUUGCCUGUUAGGAGCUUAAAAUCGCGAGUCAUAGACGCAGAUGCUGGUGAAACUGGUAAAGAAUCUACUGGUGGAUCUGCUUCUAUUUGUAGGUCUAAUUCUAAUUCAGGUUCUAAAAGAUUUUCAAGCAAUUCAAGUAAAAAUAAGAGUGGAGAGUUUGGAGGCUCAGAUUAUCAUGAAUCGGAAGAAAAGCUGCAGGAGAAUGUUGUGCUUCCUUCACCAAUUCCAUGGAGAUCAAGAUCAGGGAGAAUGGAAAUGAAAGAAGAAGCAGAUAGCCCUCCUCUUUAUAAUCUCCCUCCUCCCUUGGAGGAAUCUGAAUACAACAGGUAUUUUAAGUCCCAGGUUCCUCGAUCAGCACGAUCCAGUUCUGCAACUUCUUCUCCGAAACUGUCCCCUCCACCUUCAUUUCCUUCACCGAAGAAGUUUUCUCCUUCACCAUCUUUCUCAACUGAAGUGCAAGGCAAAAGUGUGGAGGAUUUUGUGAGGAAGAAGAGCAUUUAUAGGUCUCCUCCUGCUCCUCCACCACCACCACCCCCGCCACCACCAAUGAAUCGAAAAUCAUCAUCAAUGAAACCAAUUUCUAGUGCUAAUCAUGAUGAGGCUGCUCUUGAAAGAGAACUGAAGCGAAGUUUCACAACCGAACUGGAAGGUUUUAGUAGGGGUGGCAUCUUAUCAAUGCCAAAGUCAGUUAAGACAAUUAGAAGCUACAAUUUUCUUGGUGAGGCGAGGAAGGAGAAAGAAUUCGAUGAUAGAAUCAACAGCAAAUCAGAGAAAAGAUUAAAGGAAGUUGAAGCCAGUGCAAUGGGGAGAAUAGGAAGAAAGACAGUGGGAUUUGAUCAAUCGUCAUUCAAGACUGAGAGGCAGAACCAUGAAAACGUGACUUUUACGCCUCAGCCAACUUUCAUGGAGUUUCAAGAGGAAGAGAACGAAGAAUUUGUCGAGAAAUUGGUCAUGGAAUCUGAUGAGGAAUCAGAAACUGAGGAGGAGGAGGAGGAUGACAUUGCAGGAAGUUCUUUUGCUUCAGGCAUGGCUGCAAGUCCAAAAAAGAAGCAGCGGCUGCUAGCAGUGCAAAUGACGGCGGACCUGAUGUUGACAAGAAGGCUGAUGAAUUCAUAG
This is a messenger RNA of Dovyalis caffra, 1620 nucleotides long. The record is from the annotation of a GenBank genome assembly. Lineage: Eukaryota; Viridiplantae; Streptophyta; Magnoliopsida; Malpighiales; Salicaceae.